This is a messenger RNA of Sorex fumeus (smoky shrew), 1671 nucleotides long. It is a transcript of the gene PHYHIPL, whose product is annotated as phytanoyl-CoA 2-hydroxylase interacting protein like. The transcript has 5 exons. The coding region runs from base 1 to 1131 and encodes 376 amino acids. NCBI's taxonomy places the organism in Eukaryota, Metazoa, Chordata, Mammalia, Eulipotyphla, Soricidae. Gene Ontology annotation, cellular component: cytoplasm. Gene Ontology annotation, molecular function: protein binding. The record is from RefSeq and is a predicted model, not a curated record.
AUGGAGGCGCCGCGCCCGGAGCCCGCGCUCGGCAGCCCCGCCAGCCCCUGCGACGAGGGCGCGCGGACCCUCGGCCUCGAGGCCGUCCAGCUCUGCGACCGCGACGGAAACAAAUCACAAGACAGUGGAAUAGCCGAGAUGGAAGAACUUCCUGUACCACAUAACAUCAAAAUAAGCAACAUUACAUGUGAUUCAUUUAAGAUUUCAUGGGAAAUGGAUUCAAAAUCAAAGGACCGUAUUACACACUAUUUUAUUGACCUUAAUAAGAAAGAGAAUAAAAAUUCCAAUAAGUUUAAGCACAAGGAUGUUCCAACAAAGUUGGUGGCAAAAGCUGUUCCUCUGCCAAUGACUGUCCGUGGACACUGGUUUUUGAGCCCAAGGACUGAGUAUACUGUAGCAGUGCAGACUGCCUCAAAACAAGUUGAUGGUGAUUAUGUUGUUUCGGAAUGGAGUGAAAUUAUAGAAUUCUGUACAGCAGAUUACUCAAAAGUUCAUCUAACACAGCUGUUGGAGAAAGCAGAAGUGAUUGCAGGACGUAUGCUUAAAUUUUCUGUUUUUUAUCGUAAUCAGCACAAAGAAUAUUUUGACUAUAUUCGAGAACAUCAUGGAAAUGCAAUGCAGCCUUCUGUCAAAGAUAAUAGUGGUAGCCAUGGUUCUCCUAUCAGUGGAAAAUUAGAAGGCAUCUUUUUCAGUUGCAGCACUGAAUUCAAUACUGGGAAGCCACCCCAGGAUUCACCUUAUGGAAGAUACAGGUUUGAGAUUACAGCAGAAAGACUUUUUAACCCAAAUACUAACUUAUACUUUGGGGACUUCUAUUGUAUGUACACUGCUUAUCAUUAUGUGAUUCUUGUUAUUGCCCCUGUGGGAUCACCAGGAGACGAAUUUUGUAAGCUGCGCCUUCCUCAGCUAAAUUCCAAGGAUAAUAAAUUUUUGACCUGCACAGAAGAAGACGGGGUACUGGUUUACCACCAUGCCCAGGAUGUCAUUUUAGAAGUUAUUUACACUGACCCUGUGGAUCUUUCUCUGGGCACCGUGGCAGAAAUCACUGGUCAUCAGCUCAUGAGUUUGUCUACCGCAAACGCAAAGAAAGAUCCCAGCUGCAAAACUUGUAAUAUCAGUGUUGGACGUUAAAGCCCACUUUCCUUAUUUGGUCCCUUUUUUCCCCUUAGGAAGAUUGAUUCUUUGUUAGCCAUUUUCAUCAUCACCAGAUGUUUUCAUUAAAGCAUGCACAUGCCGCUACCACCAAAAGCAAACUGCCACUUUCCACAUUUCAUUCAGAGCUGUUUCAGUGUUUCUAUGCCCUACCUUUCCUACUUUCACUGAUGAGAUAUUCUAAGUUCUCCUUUUGAUUUUUUAUUGCCUAGAUGCUGCAAUGUUUUUAUUUUUCCGUUUUGCCAAACAUAACAAAACAAUGAUAUAAAUCGCUUUAGCAAAAUACAAAAUAAUGACUUAUCGAUGGUGUUUAAAUAUGCAUUCAUUUUAAUCUACUGAAAAAAUAUUGAGAUAACUCCAAAUCGCAUGAAAGGGUAUAAUUGCAGCAUGAGUUGAAUCUUGAAGACUAGAAUCGCCAGCACUUCCAACCUGUUGUUUGACUGUGUUAUUUAUGUUAUUUAUAUUAGCUAACAGGAGACAACUGCUGUGUUUCAACAUAAUAAAUAUAAUAGAAAAAUA